Messenger RNA from Monomorium pharaonis (pharaoh ant), 522 nucleotides. RefSeq lists its product as uncharacterized. The transcript is spliced from 2 exons. The coding region runs from base 167 to 373 and encodes 68 amino acids. NCBI's taxonomy places the organism in Eukaryota, Metazoa, Arthropoda, Insecta, Hymenoptera, Formicidae. The record is from RefSeq and is a predicted model, not a curated record.
UACGCGACUCCGGCAUCAGUACUGGUUCUUACCUCCAAGCGACCAAAUGAGGCACAAAUAAGAGCGCACGCACAACAGCUCUUGAUACCACACAAAAGCUAUCAAGUUGCAUUUCAACGAUCUAGUCAAUACUUGCAGUAUAUAUCGAACUACACAGAGACGCAAGAUGCUGGUUGGUGGUGCAGUUAGUUACGUCGCUGGAAAGCAGGCGGUCCGCACGGUCUAUUGGAGGACUGCGAACAACGGUCGUCUUCUCAAGACAGCGAAAACCUGCAUGUUUCAAGGACCGCCCAAGCCCGCGCCAUCAUCAACCGCGGCUUCUUCGGUGUGCCCCGCUCAGUCACACAUGAACCUGAUACCCAAAGUCAUUUGAAAACUGCCAGACAAAGCCAUGUACCAGCAUGAAAGUUAUUCGUUAUAUACAGCAUAUUGUACAUAAAAAAAUAAUUAUUUAAUCUCACAAAAUAUUUAUGAAAUACUGAUGACGAUGCAAUAAAGCAACUAUUAUUUAUUUCUUAUAAA